AUGGCGGCCACAAGACAAUUAAAGCAGCAGAUUACAGAUUUAUUAAUGAACGAUAAAAGCAUUCUAAAUUCGAUUGCUGAGGUAGUCUCCUUAACCGCAACAAUUCAAAAGAUUGCUGUUAAUAUUGUCCAGAACACUGAAUUUGUCAAGUCCGUCACGAGCAAACUUGGUAAUCAAAAGGACGCCAUCAAGCAAGAGCUAUAUGAGUCAAUUUUGUUUGAUAGCAGUGAGGACAAGAAUAAGAUAAAGCAGCUUGAGGAGCUCUGCAAUGAAUUGCAAAGAAAAAACAAAGAUUUAGAGUGGGAAUUCGAAAGUCUCGAACAGUAUGGUCGACGUAACUGCUUACUCAUUCAUGGAGUUGCUGAACGGUCAAAUGAAUUGACAGAGGAUACGGAUGCCAUAGCUAUUGACAUUGUCAGAAACAAGCUAGGUCUGGAGAUUGAAAGGACGCAACUAGACAGAUCGCAUAGACUUGGGAGAAGAAAUAUAUCACAAACAAGAUCGAAGCCUCGUCCAAUUAUUUUAAAAUUUGUAUCGUACAAUGUAAGAAGCGAAGUCUUUCGUCGAAAGCGGAGACUUAAAGGGUCUGGCUUGGGCGUAACAGAAAGUCUGACAAGGAAGAGAAUGGAUCUAUAUUCAACAGUAAAUAAUCAUUCAAAUGUCUCAUCCGCAUGGACUUUAGACGGUAGGAUUAUUGCGUUGAGAAACGAUCAAAGAAAAAUAAUUGUUGAAUCUCAUAAAGAUUUAAGCAAACUGUAG
This is a messenger RNA of Paramuricea clavata, 759 nucleotides long. NCBI's taxonomy places the organism in Eukaryota, Metazoa, Cnidaria, Anthozoa, Malacalcyonacea, Plexauridae. The record is from the annotation of a GenBank genome assembly.